AUGUCCUGCCCCUCCCCUCUCUCUCUCUCUCUCUCUCUCUCUCUCUCUCCUCUCCCCUCCCCUCCUUUCUCUCUCCUCCGCUCUCUUGAUCACCCUGCUUUCUCUGUCAUCCUUUCCUUGCGGUCUCUCUCUGUCCUCUCUCUCUCUCUCUCUCUCUCUCCCAUGAGUUUCCGCCAUAGCCAUCAUCCCCCACCUGGUUUUCUCCAUCCCCCACCCUCCUUAUGACGCCAUCCUCCACCAUCUUCUUCUUCUUCUUCCUCCUCUUCUUCUCUGUGUCGGCCCUCCCUCCCCCCAGAGGUAAUCCGUUCAUCUUCCCCGCCCUCCAUCUCUCUACUUUCUCUCUCCUCUCUCUCUCUCUCUCUCAGCUUCUCUACGCCAUCUCUGCUAGGGUUCUUCAUCAACUGCGGCGCAGAGGAGGAGAUCACGACAGGGGGGAUCAAAUGGCUGACGGACGAGGGAUUCGUCGCCGGCGGGAACCGAUCGGCAGUGGCGACGCCUGGUAUCGCCGCCACCCUCGCCACCCUCCGCUUCUUCCCCGACGCGGCGGCGAAGAAGAACUGCUUCGUCGUGCCGGUGACCAAGGGAGCCACCUACCUGGUGAGGACGACCUAUUUCUACGGCGGAUUCGACGGCGGCGCCACCCCUCCGUGCUUCGACCAGAUCGUCGGCGGCACGAGGUGGAGCACGGUGAACACCUCCGGUGACUACACGAGGGGCCUCGCCUCCUACUACGAGGUGGUGGUGCGCGCUGCCGCGAAGACGCUCAGCGUCUGCCUGGCCAGGAACGGCCGGAGCACCGCCGCUCCCUUCAUCUCCGCCCUGGAGGUGGCGGCGCUGGAGGACUCGAUCUAUAACUCCACCGAUCUCGACGGCCACCUCCUCGCCACCGUCGCCCGCCACCGCUUCGGCCACGCCGGCGCCAUCACCAGGUACUUACUCCGCAUCAAUCUAUCGAUCUAUCAAUCUAUCAAUCUAUCAAUCUAUCAAUCUAUCAAUCUAUCAAUCUCCUCCUUCCUCGCCGGAGAUCGCCGGCCCUGACUGACGCUCUUCCUCUUCUUCUUCCUCGUCGUCUUCAUCUUCAUCUUCAUCAUCAUCAUCAUCAUCAUCUUCAUCUUCAUCUUCUUCUUCUCCGGGCAGCUACCCGGAGGAUCCCUUCAACAGGUACUGGGAGCCCUUCCCCGCCGGCGACGGCGACCCGGUGGUGGAAAGCCACGCCAAUGUGAGCGCCGCCGGACUCUGGAACCUCCCGCCGGCGGCCGCGUUCCAGCGGGGGAUCACCGCCAGUCGGGGGAAGCCGGUCGUCCUGCGUUGGCCGCCGGUGGAGCUGCCGCCGGCGACCUACUACGUGGCUCUCUACUUCCAGGACAACCGCACCCCUUCCCCCUUCAGCUGGCGGGUCUUCGACGUCUCCCUCAACGGCGAGCCCUUCUACCCCGGCCUCAACGUCUCCGCCACCGGCGUCAUGGUCUUCUCCGGCGACUGGCCGCUCUCCGGCAAGACCGAGAUCACUCUGACGCCGGCGCCGGAGUCCCCGGUGGGCCCCGUCAUCAACGCCGGCGAAGUCCUCCAGCUCGUCCCCAGGAAGGGGAGGACCGUCACCAGAGAUGGUACCCAUGAAAAAAAAAAAAAUCCUCAAGAUGCAUUUAUUUAUUUAUUUAUCUAAAUAAAAAACCCUGGGUCUAAAACACCAGGAUGCAUUUAUUUAAUUACUUAAUUACUUAAUUAUUUAGUUUUUUUUCAGUGAUCGCCAUGGAAGAGCUAGCCCGGAGCUUGACCAACGUACCUGCUGACUGGAACGGCGAUCCCUGCCUGCCGUGGGAGACGGCGUGGACCGGCGUUGAAUGCUCUCGGGGGAAGCUUGCCCGGGUGGUCUCUCUGUGAGUUUUCCAAGCCCGGCCCGGACCGGGCCGGCCCGCUGAGUUGGGCCAGGCUUUGUCAGGGAACCGGGCUGAUGCGGGCCUGGCCCGCUGGAAAAAGUUGACUAGUUUUUACUGGUUUGACUGGUUUGACUGGUUUGACUGGUUUGACUGGUGCAGGAACUUGACCCGCUGGGGGCUGACAGGUACGCUGCCAGAAGGGAUCAACAACAUGACUGCGUUGACCAGCAUGUAAGCCGCAUCUCUCUCACAUGGUUGACAAAAUCCUCCCGGACUCUAAUGUGAGAUUAGCCGCUGCGUUGACCGGGCAGGGAAGGGGAAGAGAGAGAGAGAGAGAGAGAGAGAGUCUAAUCUAAAGGCUUGAUGAUUGCAGCUGGCUGGGUGGGAACAUGAUCUCAGGGCCCAUACCAGACUUGGGCUCUCUGCAGCAGCUCGUUUCCCUGUAAGCGAACCACCGCUCCCCCCCCUCUCGCUCUCUCGCUCUCUCUCUCUCUCUCUCUCUCUCUCUCGCUAGAAGUAAUUUCUGUAAAUGGUUUGCUCCAAUGCCUCUUUUUUUGUCUUAUUAAUCCUCUUAGUUGACUAAUUAAUUAUUAAAUUAACUGACUAAUUAAUAUAAUGUGGUAUUGUGGGAAGGCGUCUGGAGGAUAACCAGCUGUCCGGGCCAAUCCCUCCAUCACUGGGGAGCCUGAUGGAGAUCCGGGAGAUGUAAGCCCUCUACUUUCCUAUCUUUUGGAAAAUGAACCGUAAAUAGGCCUGGACUCCUGUCUUGGCUGCUGAUCUGUUCGUUCUUAACAUAAUUUUGCCAUUUUUAGCAUGCUGGCUAGGAUUUGUUCUAAAGAAGUUGCCAUUUUUAGUAUACUGGCUUAGUUUUGUUCAUACCAAGCUUGCCAUUUUUAGCGUGCUGGCUCUUAAUCAGGCCUCUCUCUCUCUCUCUCUCUCCUGCAGAUUCCUCCAGAACAAUGAUCUCCAAGGUGCUAUUCCUCAAAGUCUCACAGCCAGAAGUGGAAUAAACAUUCAGUAAGAACACAAACCCUCCCCCCCCCCCAUCUCCUUUGAUGAUCUCGUCUCAGUGGAGUGAGUGGUGGUCUCAUUUUGGUUGCUCUCAACAGGAUAUCCCCCGGAAACAACAAGAUCACUGCUCUUCGACCAUAG
Messenger RNA from Spirodela intermedia, 3029 nucleotides. The record is from the annotation of a GenBank genome assembly. NCBI's taxonomy places the organism in Eukaryota, Viridiplantae, Streptophyta, Magnoliopsida, Alismatales, Araceae.